Eleginops maclovinus (Patagonian blennie) is the source of this 6955-nucleotide messenger RNA. It is a transcript of the gene leng8, whose product is annotated as leukocyte receptor cluster (LRC) member 8. Bases 310 to 2925 code for a protein of 871 amino acids. NCBI's taxonomy places the organism in Eukaryota, Metazoa, Chordata, Actinopteri, Perciformes, Eleginopidae. Gene Ontology annotation, cellular component: nucleus. The transcript is spliced from 15 exons. The record is from RefSeq and is a predicted model, not a curated record.
UCACUUAUCUGCCAUUUUGUAUCUAUAUAGCCUGUCAGACGGACUUGGUCAACGACGAAUAAGGAAGCAAAUAUGCGUUUAUCCACUACAUCUGUCGUUUGCGCAUUUAAAUAAAGCACAUUACAGAUUGACUUGUUAAGAUAUCUAGACUUUAGACGCAGUCUGCUGACUGCUCUUCUUGUAUCUUCGUGUGAUCUUGUUUACGUUUAGCCUUAGCAGGAAAGCUAACGGAGUUAACAACUUAGCUUAGCUAGCUACCAACGUUAGCUAAGCGUUAGCUUUCCAACGCUAACCAGAGACUGUGCCGAAAUGGCGGCCAACACGAAACAAACAACCCCUUCAACAAACUGGUCCUUUGGUGGUACUGGAGAUGGCCAGGUUCACGAAAACCCAGAAUGGGAGAAGGCAAGACAAGCACUAGCGUCCAUUAACAAGAGUCAGAGCGCUGCUAAGAAUGCACAAGCCAGCCGGACAGCCACAGCAGAGGCCGGUCAGUUUCAGCCAGCAGUGACUGACUCAGCUGCCAUUCAGCAGCCGCAGCAGCCACUGCCGCCACAGCAGCAGUACUAUCCAUGGUACCAGCAGACUCAGCAGCAUUACCCUGGAUACAACUACCCCUAUAAUUACUACUACCCCAUGGCUCCAUAUGGAGCUGCAUAUCCAACAAAUCAGUAUGGUACACCCGCAGGGCCUUACCCAGGAGCUCCUACCCCUAACGGACAGCCUCCUCCAGUGCCUGGAAUGGAAGACCAGUCCCCCGGCUACCCACCUCAACCUCCCCCCCCUUCCACUCCCCAACCCCCCCAGAGCCCUACCACAUCCGACAAACCCCCUCCUCCUCCACUUCCAUCUAUUCCUCCCCCAUCCAACUCGCAGUACCCCCCUCCUCCAUCACAAAAUGCCUAUGGUGGCAAUAGCUCCAUGCAAUACCCACCUGGUGACCCCAACCAAAUGCAAGUUUACAAUCAUUCCCAGGGUAGGCCCAACUAUGGACAGAGCUUCCAAGCCCAGAACUCCUAUCAGCCCCCUCAGAAUAACUCCAAGCAGCAGCAGCAGCAACAACAACAACAACAACAACAGCAGCAGCAGCAGCAGCAGCAGCAGCAGCAGCAGCAACCAGGCCAGUAUGCACCUGGGCUUGGCCGAGGAGAGGCGAACAAAAACAAAAACCAAAAACAAGGACACCAGCUGUGGCACCGCAUGAAACAGGCACCUGGUUCAUCUGCUUUGAAGUUCAAUAUUAACAAGAGCCAUUAUCAGGUUCAGUGUUCUCCAAUUUCCAAUCAGUCUUUCCCUCCAGGCGAGCAGCCCUCAGGAUUAAAUCCUACUCCUUCCUCCCUGGCUUCUGCUAGUUCCCCACCUGGAGGAGCUCAGAUGCGACCCCAGGACUGGCCCCAAGCCAUGAAGGAAUAUGUGCAGCGCUGCUUUACAGCCUGUGAGUCAGAGGAAGACAAGGACCGUACAGAGAAGGUGCUGAAGGAAGUUCUGCAGGACCGGCUGAAGGACGGCUCUGCCUACACCAUCGACUGGACGCAUGAGCCAUUGCCAGAACUCAAGGCCAAGCCGUCUCGUUGGGAAGCUAUUGCAUCCCAGAGGACAGCAGAUGGCUCCGUUAGCCGUGGCGGAAGUACAGUGGCUGCAUCUUCAAGAGGCAGGGGUGGUGCCCACCGAUUGGGCCACUACAGGAAUAUAUUUUCUCAGAGGAGUCCGUCUUCUAGUUCCUCACAUUCAUCCUCUCGCUCCCCAUCCCCCUCCCAUGACCGACACAGGGACCGUAGCAACCAGAGGCACAGACGCAGUGACUCUGGCUCGCAGUCAGACAGCAGCAUCUCCAGUGACCUCCGACCUCAGCUGUCGCGACGAAGAGGUGGACGUGGUCGAGGUAAUGACAGGGAACGGGGCCGUGGAGGAGGGGAGAGAGGACGAGGAAGAGGAGGAAAAGCAAAUAGAGGACGCAGGAAUAUGGAAGAUUCCAAUGCAGCUACUGGAAAGAAGAGGAAAGGUGGCAACGCCGGUCUGGACUUCCAUGACCCCAACAGAGAAGCCAAGAAGCAGAGCCGAGCCGCCCGUUUCCACAAGCAGCUUCGCUCAGAGCCUCUGAUUCUCUCCAUCAAUUCGUUCGACCUACCUGAUGGAACCCAGGAGAGCCUCAGCUGGGAGGACUGCCCCAUCGUGGGGACAUGCCAGGACGUCACCAAGCCCUACCUGAGGCUCACCUGCGCCCCAGACCCCUCUACUGUGCGCCCCGUACAUGUCCUGCGAAAGUCUCUGCAGGCUGUGAAACUCCACUGGAAAACCCACCAGGAGUACACCUAUGCCUGUGAACAGAUGAAGUCCAUACGACAGGACCUCACGGUCCAAGGAGUUCGUACUGAAUUCACAGUGGAAGUGUACGAGUGUCAUGCACGCAUUGCUCUGGAAAAGGGAGACCAUGAAGAGUUCAACCAGUGCCAGACCCAGCUGAAGGCCCUGUAUAAGGACAACCCGUCGGAGAACAUCGGAGAGUUUACAGCAUAUAGAUUGCUGUAUUACAUCUUCACCAGAAACUCUGGAGAUCUGACCACUGAGUUGGUGUACCUGACGCCGGCCCUGCGGGCUGAUGUGUGUGUGGCUCAUGCUCUCGCACUGCGCGCUGCUUGGGCAUUAGGAAACUAUCGCCGUUUCUUUAAGUUGUACAAGGAAGCCCCGCGUAUGGCUUCAUACCUGAUCGACAAGUUUGUUGAGAGGGAGAGAAAGAUUGCUCUUCGGGCUAUGGUAAAAACGUUCAGGCCCGACCUGCUGGUGCAGUAUGUGCACUCCAAUCUGGGCUUCUCUUGUUUAGACUCCUGUAUGACCUUUCUCGCUGCGCAGGGUGUCACUUUCUACCCCGGUGACCCUGAAAAGAUAGACUGCAAAACCAGCUCAGCCGCUUUGGCUGCCUCUUGAGGGGAUGGGUGGUGUGGGGGGUGGUAACACCAUAAAGGGAGAAGCUAAGGGACCAUAUUGGGGCCUCAGAUAUACAAUGCACUGCACUUGAGACACCUCAGCCUUUUCAGAUAGAGUUGGCAAACUAAAGAAGACCCACAUAGGAAGACACACGAAUACUGUUAGCUUCAGAUUACAGAUGUCUUUAGAGAGGAACUGCUUAAAUUGGAACUCUUAAAUCACUGUCAUUUAAAUAGUGUAGGUGAGCCUAAGGCCCAAGUUAUCGCACUACAUUCAGAAUGCCAGACAAUUGAGUGGGACAUUUAAAUUUGGGAUACACAUCUAGUAUCAGUAAUGGAAGUCAAAAGAACAAAUCAGAGAGCCCCCCCCCAUGAUUCCUGUUCCCUAGCCACCCUCAGAAUUCAAAGCUAACAGUGUUCUGUUAUGUGUUUUCCUUCCUCAAGUCAACAGCUUCAAGACCUGAAGAUUCAAGCCUGCUCAACCAAAAGGGAAAUACAAACGACUGCAUGGCAUUCAUCCCGCUCUCUCCUGUUUGAAUCCAAGUCUACACAUUCAGAUCGACCUUACAUAUUCCUCCUAAAGACUGAGAAAACACGUGAGAGAAGACGCCGGCAGUUUGUCUGAAGGAAGAUGAGGUGGUUUGUAUGUCCUGUCCUGCCCUGGGUUUCCCCAAAGGUAUCUACAGAUGGCUGUGCUUCCUGUUCCUCAUCCCCAUCCUAAGUCCAGGGAGAGCAAUGAACUUAAGUCUUAAGUCUUGUUCCUGAUUUGAAUGAAGUUCUAUUCAUCAAUGAUCCCAGUCAAGAAAUGGCUGGCCAGCUUUUGGGAAAAAGUUUCAGCCUGAUGAGCAUUGACUGUGUGUGAUCAAGGAAUCAGGCAAGUGUUCUCCAUCAAGGUGAUCCUCCGUACCCCCGCAGCUGAGAUCCAUCUCCAGAAUGAAAGCACCUGGAGGCAGAGAGGGAAUCUGCUUCCAUCAUCCUCAAGGAGAUGUCCUGCCAGCACCUGGAAUCCAGCAAACGCCGACCAACCGAAAAGUGAUGAAGCCCCUCUGUCCUCCAUGUUGGCCUACCUAACAUCACUGGCUGCUAAUCAAAAGAAACGGGGGCAGCAAAGCUGCCAUCUUUAAAUAAAGCCAAAGGGAGAUUCUGCGGGCUGAGCUUGGGCGAGAACCCGCAGCUCUUCCUGAGGCAGAACCAUCGAGCGGUUUGUAUGCUACGUCUGUUUGCAAGGCUGGUAAGCUAAAGGGACUUCUGUUGGAGGAGGAUGACGGCACUGCUGAGAUGCCGCCUCACAUUUGUUCUGUUGAAUGUUUUCCGUCCUUUGUUAUGGCAGUAUUGGCCCAGUAAAAUAAUCAUGGAGCAGCAAAGCAGCUUUUUUUAAUUGACAGUUUGAUUUGAGACGAUUGAAUUAAAUAUGAUCCAAUUUGACUAUAUGCCAAAAUGGCUCCAGUUAGAAACGACGUGUGAACCGCACAUUGUGCUAUCUGAGGGGCAUGUGGUCAAGUAUUUAUUAAAGAGUUUAAGUCUGAUGUAGACUUUAAUUUAAUAAUUGAAAUGGUAGUUGUGUGCUGAUUAGUGCUUUACGUCCAUUUUCCAAGUUGACAAGUAAUAAAUACAUUUUUUAAAAAGACUAUUUACCCUCCGUACCGGACAGGACUUCCUUGAAGUGACAGUGAAAAUGUACUGGUAUUUCUGAUGUGAUUUAUGUCCCAUUAGUCUUGAGGUUUGUGCUUUUCAGGACGUAAAAUACUUUGUGUGGUGGAGCACACUAUUUUAUUUUAGAUGGUAAUUGGUAUCAAAAAUGAGGUACAAAUGCAUAUUGGCCAGUAAAUGUAUCCCUUUAGCAAAAACCCACCGCCUCCCAUGUUAAUUUAGUUUGCUUUCCACCACAUGCUAUCAGGGGCCUCGUAGAUAAAAACGGUGUAAAAAUGCGAAGAAAAGAAACGGGUCGUAUUGAUUUGAGUUUGCUUUAUUUGAACAGUAUUAUUUGCCACUGUAGAAAUAUUGAGCCUGAGGAAUUUCAGACUGCGGUGUAACUAACCCGAGCUUAAGUGGAUGCAGGCUUGCUGUACAUGUUUACUUGUCAACAGAGUAUAGUUUUGUAAAUAUUGUAUGAUAUUGCUGUGAUUUACUUUCAACUGGUGCAGAGUGUAGGUUUUUCCCCCUCACACGGGUAAGUGUGAUUCCUUUUUUUUUCUUCUGGGUUUUGCAGAACUCUUCUUUGACCACAUGUGAAUAUGUAAACUUGCAGACAGAUGUGGAUAACGUUGUCAGGAUGUAGAGUCAAUGAUUACUAGUGCUAGAUUUCCCCGGUAAAGCCUGAAAACAUUAACACAGGCAUUGUGGCAAUAUUUAAAGCUCAGUUUGGAGUGAUAGUUGGAUGUUAAAAUGUCCCAUUUUAUUCAGGCAAAAAAAAGCUGUUGCCUCUUUUGUAUCACUUGCCUUUUUUGUGGCAGUAAAGCUUGGCAGGUAGUUCCAUUCAAAGCUGAUGUAUUCUCAGUGAUGAAUGGGGCCGUCACUGCCAAACACCAAAUGUUAAAGCCUUCAAUACAUUUCCAUCAGGUUGACAGAAUGCUCUUGUAAACACUGGACCGUUAUUUGUUUGUCAAACUUCACUGUUGACCAUUUCAGCAAACAUUUUGUAAUGACAACAAUCUCAACAUGUUUUCUUUCUUCCCCCUUCAUUUACCUGAUCCCCUGUCCUCUUCAAUGCUCCCCCCCCUCACCCCCUAAACUCUCCCUCACACACCACCAGCCCUCUCCUCCUUCAGCUCGCAGCACUGCUCACUGCAGGAGCACAUGGAGAGAGGAUAAGUGGGCGAAGCGCCUCCAGACGCCAGGAGAGAGUGAGCAAUCCCAGUCUUGGUUUGACCCACUCAAGUUGAAGCGUCACAGCUGAGGAAAUACAUGGGAGCCUCAUAUGACGAAAUGUUGAUGCUGCUGCUAAUGUAAUUUGCUGCUAACCCAAAUAUUUGAAGUGUUUUUCUGUGCAACAUGAUACCUGUUAAGUUUUAAGGAAACAAUGCCUGAAGAUUUACAAAGCCCCCUUUUUUUACUGUCCAGAUACAUUUAUCUUUUUGAAUAUUUCGCCUACGUGUUUGCUUGUAAAUUACUCAUUUGGUAUUGCUUCUCUGAAAUUCCUUUUUAUUAAUAUAUAUGCGAAUAUUUUUGGCUACAUUUUGCUCACUUAUAGUAAUGUUUAAUCCCUCAAAACAAAUGUGUCUGGACAUUACGAACAUCCUUUUUGAAAUCCCCCCACAGUUAGUAACAGGCAAAGCGUCACAUGACAAGUGCUGGCAUGUCCUCCCAAAAAAAGACUUUGGUUUUGUCUCGUGAAUGACCCUGCCUCAUGGUUGUUUCUUGCAUUGGGUUUGUGUAAACGUAGAUUGUCUUUACACAUGGUUAAUGUAUGCACUUCUCAGGUUUUCAGCAUUGAUACAGUCCAGGAUGUUUAGUUCGCCUUUUUUUUGUUGUAGAAAAUUCCACCCAGUAACUAACAAUUCACAUUUUCAUUUUGGUUUGUUUUUCCUCCCAGAUGCCUGAGUCAUGUUUUCAGUAUUUUUUGCUCCCAUGUUACUGUAUACCUCCCAUCAGUCUUUGUAACUCCUUCCUUGAUAUUAACUGGAAGAUUUUCCCAUGUCCCUCACCUCUGCUGUGUUCAUUUCCUGCCAUUCCCUCUGAAUUACUCUUUUCUCUGUUCUCACUUUCUCUUAAUUCCCUCUCCCUGCAUGCUGUCCUCUCUUAUUCUCUGCUCUAGAACUCUAACCAAUAUGUGUUGUGUUCUCAUUCUUAUCUGUUCCUUUUAUGCUGGUUAUGCUUGUGACCAUUGGCCAUGUGCAAUUAGUCACUCUCACUAGUAAGUAUUGUAUUGCGUCUGCAAUGCUUUGGUAGUUUAUGUUGCGGUUCACUAACAAUUGAAGCUGAAGGUUUCUCUGCAACGCCUCUCCAUUUACAGAUCCAACUUGAACUGCCAUUUUGUAAAUAUUGUGUAUAUAUAUUUUCGAAAAAAUUUAAUAAACUUCAAGUAUAAAUGA